Messenger RNA from Sardina pilchardus (European sardine), 3002 nucleotides. It is a transcript of the gene haus6, whose product is annotated as HAUS augmin-like complex, subunit 6. Gene Ontology annotation, biological process: spindle assembly. Lineage: Eukaryota; Metazoa; Chordata; Actinopteri; Clupeiformes; Clupeidae. The record is from RefSeq and is a predicted model, not a curated record. The transcript is spliced from 16 exons. Gene Ontology annotation, molecular function: microtubule binding. The coding region runs from base 59 to 2671 and encodes 870 amino acids. Gene Ontology annotation, cellular component: mitotic spindle microtubule; HAUS complex.
GUGUUCACGUCACAUCAAUGGGCUGUGGUACCACAAAUCUGGCCAACUUUUUUGAAGAAUGGCCUUAAAUCAGAAGGAAAGUGGUCAAUAUUUAUGGGGAUUUCUUUUAAGUCUUGGAUUUAAAGCUGAUGUAAAUAAACGCCAUGCCGUCAUCGGAGAGACUAUGUUUGACAAACCCAAUAAGGAUGCUUUUUACAGCGUCAUUCACUUCCUCCUGGAGAAACUGAAUCCAGCACGUACACACGAGGAAUUCAGACAUUGCUAUCCAGUGGUGGACCGUAAGCAGGAUGCUGAGUUCAGAAAACUUACCCUGGCUCGACUUCAGGAGAUUUCGAGUGAGACGGGCGGCUCCUUCCCUAAAGUGCUGGCCUCCCACCUGCUGUCGCCCAGCGGGCCCAAGUUCAUCAACAUCAUGCUGGGGCUCACCAAACACGUCAUGCUGGAGCAGAUGAGGAGCUUCCGCACAGACGGCUCGUGGGUCCCGGCAGCUGUUGGGAUGCCAGCGAGCAGUUUGGAGAUGGCGCAGAAGCGGCUCCAGGUGGCGAGGACACGGCACACUGCGGCCAUCGUGGCCCGGGACCGCCUCAACUGGGAACACCAGCUCAGGACCAAGUCCUGGGAGAAAUCUGUACGAGCCCUCAUGGCGGAGAAUGCCAAGUAUGAGGAAUUACUGGAAAGCCAGGAAGCCUCUGCUGAGCAAGAUGGAAGUCUGGUGCAGGAGAAGGUUUUGAAGGUGCGCUCUCUAUGGCAGGAAGUGGAGAAGGUGUUGUCCAGCCUGCGGGAGAAGCAGUGCAUCAUGGACCGUGUGCUGCGUGGCGACGUGGACCAAUACACGCUGGACGGAGCCGACGUGAAGCUGAGAGUCCCCGCAGGGCUCCAGGAGAGGGUGGACAAGAUGGCCGACCAGACCAGCAGGGGGAGCCGGUGUGACUCGACUCAGCCCUCGCUGCUCCACCUGCUGGACCUGCUCAAGGAGGCCCUGGCCACUCUGAAUGAGGAGCGUUGCCGAGUUCUGGGCCCCACGGCGGAGCUGCGUGCUGAGGCUCACUCAGAUGGCCCCACGACGCAGGUGGAUGGAGAAGCCCUGCGGCAACAUGCGAAUCGGAUAGCCCAAGCUCAGGAAGACCUGAAUAGGCUCAGGUCCAGGAUGUGCACCGAGGACAUCCCUCAGACCAAGAGCGCCGUAAAAGAUGCGGAGGCCAGCUGGGACAGGAAGUGGACAGAGCUGCUGAAGAACAGCGUCCUGUCCUCCGUCGUCAGCGCCGACCCAGGUGUAGACAUUCUCCCUGCCAUGACGGCGCUGUCCUUUGAGCCGACGCCUGAGGACCAGGUCAGAUCGAGUGCCCUCUUCCGACUCCAUCCCCCUUCCACAGAACCAGAGAUGGAGAUUCCACAGAGUCGCCAGAAUCUAGUGGAGGAGAUGGUGGUGGACCAAGCAGAAGACCAUGACAGAUUCCGCAGCCUUCCGUCUUCAGCUGAGCAGAGUUUUGAUGAGGAGUUGGAUUCCGUUCCUGUGGAAACUCCCAUGAUUCCUUGCGUUGUGGAGUCGCCAAGAGCAGCCACACCGGUGCAGCCAGCUCCUGAACACCCUCCCCGAAAAACCCCUCUGGUGUCAAUACUGAAGGACAAGACCAAACCUGCCAAUGCACAGACCAAAAAGUCUGCAGUGAAGAAAAAAGCAGAAAUAUUGGAUCUGGAGUUUGAUAAUUUGGCUGAGCAGUUUGCUCAGGCGGUGACCACUACCCCACAAGAUGGCAGUGAGGGAGGCAUGGGGCUGGAGCAUCUUCUGAGCAACAUGAUUGAGCCCCUCUCCGCCCGCAGACAGCUACCCCGCACACCAGAGAGCCUGAUUGCAGACGUCAGGACAUCCUGGAGGAAGGCAGUGGAGGAUGGCGUGACCCAGAAGGUGCGUCCUUCCGGAAAGUUCCCUGACAGCUUCACCGGCCUCUUCACACCCUACUCGGAGGCCAGCAGAAGCAGCGUGAACCCUGACGCGUCGUCCCUGAGUGCCGCCGACGCCCCCGUAUCAACCACUAUCCCUCUCCACACUCCCAGCGGUGGCUUAUCGCACGCUGCCACAGUGGCCUCUGUGCCUCGCAAUCCCACUCUGGGCCAGCAGAGGGCAGCCGUUCCAUUCCUAAUGUCAUUCGACUCCUCCUCCCACGUGGAGUCUUUGUGCAGUCGUAGUGCCAACGAGGGUUUCGACUUCAGCAUAGCCAACGAGACCAUCCCGGAGUUGUCCAGCGGCGACAGUCUCCUUGGCAACGGCGACAGUCUCCUAAGCAACAACAGCCAGGACCCCUCACAAGAAGAGGAAGAGGUAGAGGACGGACCGGAGGAAGAGGAGGAGGACCUCGUGUUGCCCCAAGUCGCAUCCCCUCUGGAGGGAGACAAAGUGUCGUCUUUGCUGUCGGCACGACUGCGGCUCCAGUCCAUCCUGGAGAAGAGCUCUUUCGUCGGCGCCAAGGACCAAGACCUCCUCUGCUUCUCCCCCACUGCCGCCCAGGGCACUCCUCACCGCGGCCACAAGGGGCAGGCGACUGGGGACUGGGAAGGCUCCCGACAGGUGUUCUCCUUGGACCUGGAUCAGCUCGAGAGCCCCUCUCCUCCUCGCCAAGGAGAAAUGCACCUGCCAAACCUACUCACCUUCUCGCCAGUCGACCAGCUGUAGCUGUAGGAGUAGUAGGAGAUGUGGGUUCUCCGUUCAGUUUAAUUAUUAAACAUUUGUGUUAAAUAGCAUCUGUGUGUGUGUGUGUGUGUGUGUGUGUGUGUGUGUGUGUGUGUGUGUGUGUGUGUGUGUGUGUGUGUGUGUGUGUGUGUGUGUGUGUGUGUGAGUGAGAGAACAUCUGUCCUGUGUGUGUAAAUAAGUGCUUGUCUCAAUUUGUUAAAAUGUAGUUGCUGUCUGCCUUUACAAUUAUGACUUAACUUGAAUGACUAACUCGGCCUUUUUCAUUAACUUUUCAACUUCCCCGUUUGAAAUAAAAUUAAUAAAUUCGAAUAAA